AUGCCUUCGCACACUCGUGAGAAUUCCCGCGAUCGCGAGCUGGUUUUGAGAAAUCAAACAGUUCCCAUUUCGGAUCCCGAACGUGCACCUCCUCCGCUCCCCAUGAACCCUGGAUCUACUAGUCCUGCUACCAAGCCAAAUGUCUCCCCAGGCAUUCAGGCGGUGGCCGCAAACUUCGCGGAAAAGCCGCGAGAAAAUGCGACGAGCCCAUACACGACGAACCCCAUGCCAUCAAAGUCGCCGGAGAAGUCUCUGAUCAAAGGCCAAUUCCACAAGCGCAUGCAGUCGCUGCAGAAUACUGACCCGCGGUCAGAAUUUCUGAGUUAUUUAGAAAACAAAUCCCCCGAGCGGCCGCAGCGCGCAUCUACAUUUGAAUUUGGGCCCAAACUUAACGAAAAGCACCAGACCAAGUCCGAGAGCAAAGGGAACCGAGAUCCAGAAUGCGACCCCCCCAAUUUGCUCAUAUCCAGCCGGUACUUGUCGAAGCCGAUCCUGGGCGAGAGCACACCUCCCUCCGCCACAAUGCUUGCUCUUCAGAACAUGCAGAUUCCCGCUGGCAGCGGCGAACCGCAAGCGAAGAGUUACGAUGCCGAUCCCUUCUUUGAGCCCAAGCGUUCCAACCCUCAAGGUCUCGAAGCUUUGUCCACGCAAAUCCUCGGUCUUACGGAUAUUGCCAGCAAUCUCCAGCGGGAGAUGGCGCAGUUGAGUCGACGGAGCAAGGACAAUGCCACCGAUCUGGUCAGCCUCAAGGCGGCUACGAGUACGCGCGACGAGGACAUCAGAAAGAGCCUCCGUGAUUUGUCCUCCAAUCUAGCCGCAAAGUUUUUAGAUCCUGAUUUUUCCACAAGGUGGGAUCUCGGUAAUCUUCUCGGUUCAGACACUGGUGUUAACAGCUCGGGAUUGGAUAGUUCUCCCAACUCAAAGAAGAGUUAUUCGGCACCACGCAUGACCAGCCCUAGCCAUUUUGCUUCCUUGGAGCACGAUAUCUGCUCUUCACCUACACCUGUUUCUGACGGCUCGGCUAGCAUUGCCCUGUUGGAGAAGAUGUUACGGGAGAUGGCUACCAAGGAAGGGCAGGAGAAGCUUGUCGAAUUGGUGGAUGAGAUCAAAGCAAGACCGGCUUCAUCCGACCCACCCAAGCGCAGCGCCGAUCAAUCGAUGAUGAAGAUGCUGGAUGAGAUUUUAAACCUCGUGAAAGAAGAGUCGGGGAAUAAGGCUUUGGUGCGAUCUCAAGCUGACCCCCAUGACCGCCACCCACAGGGAGCCGUGGAUGCUCCUCGAUCGAGAUCUUUCGGCCCGGAUUCUGCUGUCGUCCCGGAUACGCGAGCUUUCGAAGACAGCAAUGGCCAGGUCGGCGAGCGCUCCGUAUCCUUCCAAGACAGUAAAGUCAGCGAGGAAAUGCUGUCGAUCAUGAAGAGAGUCAAGACGAGCGUGAUUGAAGGAGGUGGAAUGACAAACGAGGUGAAAGCUUUGGUACGCGAACUACGUGGCGAGGUUCUAGGAAUGGGACGCAAUAUCGCGCGGCAUUUCGAACAGAUUGAAUCUUCCCGGAUCGAAUCUACCCGGGCCAUCGAGGAUACACCGCGAGCCCCGGGACCGGACGAGAUAACCGCCAUUGUCAACCACAGCUUGCGCGAACUCAGAGACUCAUUAGCAUCCAUCAUGAGUGACAAUCGUCGUCACACAUCUGUCCUGUCCGAAUUGCACCAAGCCGUGGAUGGCCAUGAGAUCUACUCUAUCGUCAUAAAAGCUCUGGAGGACUUGGAGCUUGAUAAACUGCGUGAUGAGCCACGAGAUACCACCAUGCAAAAGGAGGACAUUCUGGAGACGGUACGGGAGGCUUGGGAAAACUACAAGCCUGAAAUCGAACUCCAGAACUUUGGACUGGAACGAGAUGAAAUCCUGGAAUGUCUGAAGGAGGGUUUGCAAGCAUACCAGCCACAGCAUGAGCAGGCGGUGACGUACGAUCAGGUGCUCGCUGCUGUCCAAGCCGGCGUGCAAAGCUUUGAGCAGCCCCCAAGUAUCACCAGAGAGGAGAUCAUCCAGACUAUCCGCCAAUGCUUCGAGGAAUCCCAGGAAUCUGCCCCCCGGGCGCCGGACCAUGAACACUUUGACGCUAUGCGCGACGAGAUACUACAUGCCGUUACCGAGUCCGUCACAUCGCAGAGCGCUCUUACGCGGUCAACUCUUGACUCGGGAUUAGGCCGCGAUGAGAUCUUGAGCGCUGUGUCGGACGGGCUCGAGGCGCACUUUACCGCAGCCAAAGAGAUGGACAGGCCUAAUGUCUCUAGGGAAGACAUUACUGAUGCAAUUAAUGAAGCAUUUGUCGCCCAGAACUCCGCUGUCAGUACGAAUGUGCAACCCACCAUCUCCCGCGAAGAUAUCAUCAGUGCAAUCGCGGAGGGAUUGGAAAACCAGAACGGCAGGGAGAUUGAACUUAACAAAGACGAUCUCAUGGAGGCAAUCGCAGAGGGUCUCCAUGAGGCAACCACUAAUGCUAACCAAGGUAUUGGUGAGCAAAUGCUUGAACGCCUUCACGAGCACCUCGACGGCUUGAGGGAGGACAUGUUACAGCGCUCAGGAACCAACGAGAUGGACACGGAGAAGGUCCUCCAUGCUAUCAGGGAUGGAAUCGACGUUGUGCGACACGAGAUCGAAGGCUACGCCACGACAGCGACGGAAGCGGCAGGCAAACAUGAGAUCAUGGAUACGGUGAAGGAAGGUUUCCGUCUACUGCAGGCUGAUAUGGAAAAGACCAUCACCGACACUGCUUUAUCCACUGGAUCUAACGGUAAUCCGGAUACCCCGGAGCUUUUGGAUGCCAUGGAGAAGGAAUUCGAGCACCUUCGACAAACCCUCAGUGCGCUCCUUAUCCGCAACAAUGCGCCCAAUGAUAAAGAUGAGAUCCUCGACGCCAUUCGGGACAUGUCCGAGCACCACAAGCCGGCACCGGACAGCGAUCUCCCUCAGUUGAUCAAGCGCGAAUUUGAUAAUCUGCACGACACGAUAAGCAUGACUCUCGUCCGCUCAGAGCCGACUGGUGAUAAGGACAGCAGUGAUAGGGACGAGAUCAUUGCAGCCCUUCGCGAAAGUUUGGAGAAUUUCAGAGAAGAGAACAGCCAACCAAGGGACGGCGGUGACACUACCUUCUCCUCUGGUGAGAUCCUCGAGGUGUUGAAUGACGGCAUGGGCUCCCUCCGUGUGGACCUGGCAAAGAUUCUAGAACGACCGGAAGCAAUUGAUCAUUCUGAUCUUCUAAACUCCUUGAAAGAGGGUCUUGUCGGACUGAAGGCGGAUGUGGAAACGUUGCGAGAGUCUGCCGCCCAGGGGGAUACUGAAACCUCACGCGGAGGAGAAUUGAUGCUUGCAAACGACGAACCCAGUUCCGCCAGCGACAUCAGCGGCGAUAUCGAAGGACUGAAGUCUUUGAUUUCUCAACUUCAAGUCAAGGUGGAAGCUAUUGAGUCCACUCCACGUGUGCCAGAGCCCUCGGGGGAUGCUCUGAAAAGGGAACAUCUAGAUGAGGUCCUGGCCGGCUUACAUGAGCUUCAAGGCUCUAUCGCUGGUAUCGUAGCUCGCGACAGUCCAGCGGACGAGACCACCGCCAAGAAGGAAGAUACCGACGCCAUUGAGACCCUUCUCCGGAACACCAAGUGUCAACUCGAUGAAAUGACCUUCCCGGCUCCCGACGAGAUUGCGCGAGCGGAGCAACUGGGAAGUCUCGAGGCCGUUGUCAAAGAAACCAAGGAAGCUCUUUCUGAGCUGAGCACCCGCUUGGAAGUGGAGGGCCCAACGAAAUCGGAGAUUGGCACUCUGGAAACACUCAUGAAAGAAAUGUGGGUGGCUCUGGAUGAGCUAAAGAGCAAGGGGACACAGGAGGAAGAGGACGCCGAGAAGCUGGUCAAGACGGACUUGCAAACGGUGGAGGCCAUGAUAUUUGAGGUCAAGACCCAAAUGGAUGAGCUGAAGAUCCCUGACCCCGAAACUCUGCCGACGAAGACCGAACUUCAAAAUCUGACUGACCUCGUGGCCGAGUUCCGAAGUAAGACGGAAUCCGACAGUGAAAUGACCGGUCAAGCAUUCGACGCUCGAAAGGUUGAGCAUGCUGGCCUUGCGGAGAAGAUCGACGAGGCCCGGGCCGUCGUCGAGGGGCUAGGGAACGAGCUAAGGGGUAAGCUGGAUGGAAGCAGCGAAGGCCUUUGCGAGCUGAAGCAACUUCUCGAAGGCCUUGCCGUCUCGGCGGAAGGAUUUUCGACAGUUGAUUCGAUCAAUGAACUCACUGAACUUAUCAACCGGGAGUUCGAGCGUGCCCGCGGGGAACAGGAUGCUAGCAAACUGCAGAAUGAGGAGCGCGAUGCGGCUUCCAUGGUCAAGCACGACGAGACUAGAGCAGCGAUCAUCGUCGAACUCGGAGAAAAGAUCGACGAAAAGCUUGGUGAACUGAUGGAGAAGUACCACGGAGUCCAGACUUCGUUGGAAUCCAAAUUUACCGAAACUGCGGAACGCGACAACGCCAGUCUCGAGGCAGUCACCAGCACCAAGUCCCUCGCGGAAGAUAUCAAGCUUGUCAUUGGCUCUAUGGGUAAUAGUGUCAAUGAGACCUGCGAGCGCAUGAGCGUAGAUGCAAAGACGUUCUUCGAAAAGGUCGACACCUCCUAUACCAAGAUGGAGGAAAUGCACAACGAGGUCAAAUCCCACCAGGAGCAGUCUCGAUCUGACCUCCAGCGCGCUGCUAAUGCCACAGAUCGUCUGGAGAGCAAGCUGCAUGAGUUCCAUCCUCAGGUGCUAGAGUCCAUCCAGGAGAUUCUUUCUAUCGUCAACCAGCACUACGAUCAUUCCCAGCAAUCUGCCAAGGACAUUAAGAUGGAUCUUUCGACUAUCCCUGCGUCGAUUCCACAAAUGCUUCCUGCCUUGCCUCCGCCUGAGCCGGAGAAGUACGACGAUACUCAUGUUCGGGAGAAGCUUGAUAGCAUUUUGGAGCACGCCAAGAAUGAAAAGGUGCAUGAAGCAUUGAAUGUCCUGGUGGAGCGAGUGACGAGUGAUCAGGUGCACGAGAAGCUCGAUCAGCUCCUGAGCCACACUACAAGCACGAAUGGCCAGAUGUACGAAAAACUGAGCGAGCUGCUUGAUCAUGCUACGAGCGAUAGUGGCCCUGUGCACGACAAACUGGACACCCUUAUUGGUCAUGCAACGAACACCGAGCCACAAGUGACGCAGAUGAUGAAGCUGGACGAGAUGCACAAGGACAUCAUGGAAACCCACCGCAAGAUGAACGAGAUGUUUACGGCCCAGUCAGCCAUUGUUGCUGAAGACAACGAUCGCAAGCGUCGGGAGGCGGAGGAGGCAGCGGUGGCGCUGGAGAGGAGAAACGCGCAGCGCGAGCAGGUGGAGGCUGAACUGGUCACUCUCAAGGAAGAAAAGGAUUCCUUGCUGAGCAUGAUCGGCAAUCUAAAGUCAGAAAAGGAGACCCUUGCCAAGCAGAACGCGAAGCUGAACAAGGAGUUGUCUGGCUUGGAGAUGGCGCUUGACCUGCGGCAUGAGGAGAUGCAGGUUAUGGAGGAGCGUGCGGAUAGCUUGGAGAAGCGGAUUCUGGAAGGAGUGCUGGACCACGCCCGCAGCGUUCUUCUCAGUCGCCCCAACGGUGGACAGGGCAUCGGUAUGAAGAAAGCACGCGGACUCCGCGCUCGCGGGCCAAGCAACUCCAGUACCGCCACCGCAACCCCCAAGGAUGUUCACAACUUGCUGGGGAGCAGUGUCGGACUGGCGCUGAAGAAGCGAGUGUCAGGGGCGUCGUCGCCGGCCCCUGCUGCUCUGCCCAACGCCAGCAAGGAAAGAAGAAUCCUCAGUCUCGGCCAUGUCACAGCUAACCGCGGCGUUGGGGAGAGACGCACGAGCGCCACCAGUGGACUGACGAAUCUGAAACGGAGCCACUCGGUCAAAUCCAAUCUCUCCUACCGGAAGUCUUCUUGGGGAGGGCGGAGCUCCGUAGCCAACAAGGAGAACGAGGCAUUCCCGGAGGAAGACGAGAACCGGAGUGGUGACGAGAGCGAUGCGGGCACUGAGCGGAGGACUAGCUACACGGGGACAUACACCGACAGCAUGAUCUACGGAACCGGUAGUGCUGUGUCGGCCGGACGAACGGUUAGCGCUGCGAGCAAUACCACCGCCAGUACCCGUUUAGUUGGUCCACAAUCUGUCGCAGAUGACUACAGCGAGCUCGCAAGUCAGCACGGGGAGGAGCACGAGCAAGACGAGAACGACGCAUCGGAUAUCGAAGACGCCCUGACGACCAAGAAAGACAAUCCCCCCGACGUCCAGGAGCAACAGCCACACACCUUAGACGAAGAAACCUCCAAAAUGGUCCUCUACGGACAGUACAGCGACAGCGGACUGGGUGCAGAGAUCUCUACCGGUGUGGACUGAGCGUGUUUUGUUUGAACGGCUUCGCGUCUUGCCUCCUUGUGAUAACUAUACCACUGACGAAUGAUUGGUCGACUGUUUUGCUUAUGAUUGCUACUGUUGAUAUGACUUGAUUAUGUUUUAUUUUUCUUUUGUGUUUUCUUUUGUGAUUAGCAUAGUUAGCUUAGAUAUGUGCAGCGUUUGACGAGGAUACGUACUCUCAUG
Aspergillus campestris IBT 28561 is the source of this 6624-nucleotide messenger RNA. RefSeq lists its product as uncharacterized. Lineage: Eukaryota; Fungi; Ascomycota; Eurotiomycetes; Eurotiales; Aspergillaceae. Bases 1 to 6423 code for a protein of 2140 amino acids. The record is from RefSeq and is a predicted model, not a curated record. The transcript is spliced from 2 exons.